CUUACAGAUUGGCGUCCAUUUGAACGCGCGAAUGAAGAGACAAGACAGGAAAUUGAGAAGAUACAAGCUCAGGAGGCUGAAGAGAAAAUCUCCUAUAUGUAUGCUCUCCAGCUAGCCAGAGCGGAAGCAGCAGACCAGGAUGUACCCGUGUCUCCUCUGUUGAAUCGAAUGAACAAUAUAGUCGGACAAGAUCCUAAUAGACGAAUUCAAAUCGUUGAGGCUCCAAGGGCUCCAAGGAAUAAGCCCGACGAUCGUCUACAAAGACUGCCACGCGGCCGAAUCCCGGCAUACGAUAGUGACGAAGAAGAGGAUACGGAUGAAGAAGACAAGGGUGAAAGGCCCAAGGAUGAAAAGGGCAAGGAUCCUCGACCCAACCAAGACGUUGUCGAUGAGGCCACACUUCGUGAAAUCAAUCGCCUUCAAGCGGUCGAUCAAGAAUGGGAGGAUUCUAUGCGCUUGGCACAACAAUUGGAGCAAGAAGAAGAGGAACAGAGAAAGGUACUCGACUCUUUAAAAGAGGUGAAUAAAUCUUUCGACUGCCCUAUUUGUGCCGAGGAG
This is a messenger RNA of Acaulospora colombiana, 558 nucleotides long. The record is from the annotation of a GenBank genome assembly. NCBI's taxonomy places the organism in Eukaryota, Fungi, Glomeromycota, Glomeromycetes, Diversisporales, Acaulosporaceae.